GGCUUAGAAACGUGUCCUUACGUCACCCUUGGAAGGCUCGAACCACGACCGCUACAGCUGAAGAGACACACACUUUUAGAACAGAGAGUCAGAGGGACACGCACUUGACUAGAAUAGUGGGGUUGAUGCAAUCGUCUCAGAUUAGACCGGAGUUUGCUUUUCAUUUAAUUUAUUUGGAAUUCUGCAGUGAAAGCGCCUGCGCUAGCUAACUGUACGUGACGUCAAAACCAACAUGGCAGUCAAGGUGCAAUCCACCAAACGGGCAGACCCGAGCGAAUUGAAGGUUAUCUUUCAGAAGCAUGCCAGUGUGGUGGAUGCAGAUGGCGAGAAGUUAAUGACCCCGGGGGACUUUGUGCAGAAAUACCUGGGCCUGCACACACAGAUCCACCACAACCCCAAAACUGUACAGCUCAUCGCAGGUGUAGCUGAUACCACCAAGGACGGGCUGAUCUCGUUCCAGGAGUUCUUAGCGUUUGAGUCGGUGCUGUGUGUUCCGGAUGCCCUCUUCAUCGUAGCCUUCCAGCUGUUUGACAAGACUGGCACUGGAGACAUCUCUUUUGAGAAUGUGCGGGACAUCUUCAGCCAGACCACAGUGCACCACCACAUCCCCUUUAACUGGGACUGUGAGUUCAUCCGCCUGCACUUUGGACACGAUCGCAAAAAACGCCUUAGCUACCUCGAGUUCACCCAGUUCCUACAGGAGUUACAGUUGGAACAUGCACGCCAGGCCUUUGCCCAGAAGGACAAGAACAAAAGCGGCACCAUCUCUGCCAUGGACUUUAGUGACAUCAUGGCCACCAUCCGACACCACGUGCUCACACCGUUCGUGGAGGAAAACCUGGUUUCGGCUGCGGGGGGCAGCACCUCUCACAUGGUCAGCUUCUCCUACUUCAACGCAUUUAACUCUCUCCUAAACAACAUGGAGCUGAUCCGCAAGAUCUAUAGCACACUGGCCGGUACCCGCAAGGACACACUGGUCACUAAAGAGGAGUUUAUCUUUGCUGCUAACAAGUUUGGCCAGAUCUCUCCCAUGGAGAUCGACAUCCUGUACCAGUUAUCAGGUCUUCACUCCCACUCUGGACGUCUGAACGUUUCUGACAUUGAGAGGAUAGCCCCACUGGAGGAGGGAGCACUGCCCUAUCACCUGGCUGAGAUACAGAAACAGCAGAGCCAAGGUGAUGGUUCCAGGUCAGUGUUGCUGCAGGUUGCAGAGUCGGCCUACCGUUUCAGCUUGGGCUCAAUUGCUGGAGCUACGGGAGCCACGGCGGUGUAUCCAAUAGACCUGGUUAAGACCAGGAUGCAGAACCAGAGGAGUACAGGCUCGUUCGUAGGAGAACUGAUGUACAAGAACAGCUUUGACUGUGCCAAGAAGGUGCUGCGCUAUGAAGGCUUCUUCGGAUUCUACAGAGGUCUUCUUCCCCAGCUCAUAGGCGUGGCUCCAGAGAAGGCCAUCAAACUCACAGUGAAUGACUUUGUGAGAGAUAAGUUCACCGGUAAAGGCGACACCAUUCCCUUUGCUGCUGAGGUGCUGGCUGGAGCCUGUGCAGGGGGUUCCCAGGUGGUCUUUACUAACCCGCUGGAGAUAGUCAAGAUCAGAUUGCAGGUGGCAGGAGAGAUCACCACAGGACCCAGAAUCAGCGCCCUCAGUGUCAUCCGAGACCUCGGCUUGUUCGGCCUCUACAAGGGUGCUAAAGCGUGUUUCUUGAGAGACAUCCCUUUCUCAGCCAUCUUCUUCCCAGUGUACGCCCACACCAAGGCUCAGUUCGCCGACGAACAGGGAAGACUGGGCGCAUUACAGCUGUUAGCUGCUGGAGCCAUCGGCGGUAUCCCUGCUGCCUCCCUGGUGACGCCUGCUGAUGUCAUCAAGACGCGCCUGCAGGUAGCAGCGAGGGCGGGACAGACCACCUACACUGGAGUCACGGACUGCUUCCGGAAAAUCAUGCAUGAGGAGGGAUUCAGAGCACUGUGGAAGGGAGCUGGAGCUCGUAUGUGUCGAUCCUCUCCUCAGUUUGGGGUGACUCUGGUGACCUAUGAGCUUCUACAGCGGUGGUUAAAUGUGGACUUCGGAGGGCAUCGUCCGUCAGGGUCUGAGCCCACUCCUAAGUCUCGUAUCUCGGAGCUUCCUCCGGUCAGUGCUGACCACGUGGGCGGUUACCGUCUGGCUACGGCCACCUUCGCUGGCGUGGAGAACAAGUUUGGCCUCCACCUGCCCAAGUUCAAGUCCUCUGGAGUGGUCUCCAUUCACCAUGAAACCCCUUCUGCCUCCCCUCAAGAGGAGGCUGCUGCACCCUAAAGACUGGGCCUCUAACUACCUGCCCACUCCACUAGGGAGUAUACACUUAGACACACACUCCCAGGGGCCAUGCAACAGAAAUACAUACACACUGUUUGUAUGGCCAUGUAAACAGAAAUACACACACACUCCCAGGGUCCAUGUAACCAGACAUACACACAGACGUACACACUGCCCCCCACUCCUCCCAGGGACUAAUUCAGUGCACUCUCCCUGGUCCUGGAGAGCUGACUGUAGGUCAGUAGUUAAAGCUCAGUCAGUAACAUGAACACUGCACUGUGUUGUACUGUACUGUGUUGUAUCUCCAGUGGCUGCAUGCUCCUCUUUACUUCUCUCAUCCCUCUUUUCAUCUGAAACAUGUAUUUGAAAAGGAGCCUCGUCUCCCCCCUGCAUUCCGGUU
Salvelinus sp. IW2-2015 is the source of this 2693-nucleotide messenger RNA. RefSeq names its product solute carrier family 25 member 12 (gene slc25a12). NCBI's taxonomy places the organism in Eukaryota, Metazoa, Chordata, Actinopteri, Salmoniformes, Salmonidae. The record is from RefSeq and is a predicted model, not a curated record. Gene Ontology annotation, molecular function: L-glutamate transmembrane transporter activity; L-aspartate transmembrane transporter activity; calcium ion binding. Gene Ontology annotation, biological process: malate-aspartate shuttle; aspartate transmembrane transport; L-glutamate transmembrane transport.